CCGAGAAUGAGAAACCACACAGCAACAACCACAUUUAUCCUCUGGGGACUGACAGAUGAUCCUCAAAUGCAAAUUCUGAUUUUCAUAUUCUUGUUUAUCAGCUACUUGCUGAGUGUUGUUGGAAAUCUGACCAUCAUCAUCCUCACAUUAGUAGACCCUUACCUUAAAACUGCUAUGUACUUUUUCCUCCAAAAUUUUUCCUUCCUAGAAAUCACAUUCACUUCUGCCUGCAUCCCAAGGUUCUUGUACAGCCUAACCACAGGUGACAAGACCAUCACCUAUAGUGGUUGCAUGUGUCAACUGUUUUUAACAGAUGUCUUUGCAGUUACUGAAUUUUUCCUCCUGACUGCCAUGUCCUAUGAUCGCUAUGUGGCCAUCUGCAAACCCCUGCAUUACAUGACCAUCAUGAGCCAUGAGGUCUGCAAAAGGCUGGUCUUCUGCUGUUGGAUGAUUUCUUUGUUGAUCCUACUCCCACCAAUUAGUCUGGGACUAAAACUAGAAUUCUGUGACAAUAAUGUUCUAGACCAUUUUGUCUGUGAUGCUAACCCUAUCCUGAAGAUCUCAUGUUCAGAUACUUGGCUCUUAGAGAACAUGGUCAUUGUCUGUUCUGUGUUGAUCUUUGUUGUGACGCUUCUGUGUGUGGUUCUGUCCUACAUGUUCAUCAUGAGAACAAUUCUGAGGUUCCCCUCCGCCCAGCAAAAGAUGAAAGCCUUUUCCACCUGUUCUUCCCACUUUAUUGUGGUUUCUAUUAGCUAUGGUAGCUGCAUCUUUAUGUAUACAAAACCUUUAUCAGAAGAUGAAUUGACCAUUAAUAAAGGAGUAGGAAUACUUGUUACUUCUGUUUCCCCCAUGUUAAACCCCUUUAUUUAUACUCUGAGGAACCAACAAGUGAAACAAGCCUUUAAUAACUUAGUCAAAAGAAUUGUGUUGCUGUCAAAGAAGUAG
Erinaceus europaeus (western European hedgehog) is the source of this 945-nucleotide messenger RNA. RefSeq names its product olfactory receptor 6C68-like. Lineage: Eukaryota; Metazoa; Chordata; Mammalia; Eulipotyphla; Erinaceidae. The record is from RefSeq and is a predicted model, not a curated record. The transcript has a single exon. Gene Ontology annotation, biological process: G protein-coupled receptor signaling pathway. Gene Ontology annotation, molecular function: G protein-coupled receptor activity; olfactory receptor activity. Gene Ontology annotation, cellular component: membrane. The coding region runs from base 7 to 945 and encodes 312 amino acids.